Heterocephalus glaber (naked mole-rat) is the source of this 2169-nucleotide messenger RNA. RefSeq names its product beta-1,4-galactosyltransferase 3 (gene B4galt3). Gene Ontology annotation, cellular component: Golgi apparatus. NCBI's taxonomy places the organism in Eukaryota, Metazoa, Chordata, Mammalia, Rodentia, Bathyergidae. Gene Ontology annotation, molecular function: galactosyltransferase activity. Gene Ontology annotation, biological process: galactosylceramide biosynthetic process; carbohydrate metabolic process. The record is from RefSeq and is a predicted model, not a curated record.
CUGUGACGCGAGGCCCCGCCCCGCGGCGCCCGCUUCCAAGAUGGCGGCAACGAAGCAUGCCCGGCUGUAGGGGUGGCGGUGACGCCGGGAAGCUGGAGGCCAGGUACGUAAGCUGGGGACCGUGGAGAGAAAGAGAGAGGGCUCGCAGAAAGGUUUGGACGGUCUGGAGAGUGCGUGUUGGGUCAAGGCUGGAGAGAAGCUUGAGCAGGGCCGGACUUCAUGGGGGAAUGUGGUCGGGGGCCGGUUGGCCUCACGUAGCACCGGAGGGCCGAAGCGAAAGGAGACUGGGAUGAGAUGGGCGUGCUCGGAAAGAACCGGAUUCUAACCCCUGGCCGAGCGCUGACCACGCCUCUCCAGAUAAUGCCUCACAUCUCUGCACCCCCGGGACCCCCUGUAGCCCCCAUGAUUGGGAAGAAGACAGCUUGAAUCUGGCACUCCCCUCUCUCCCUCCCCAGACCUCACCUCAGGAUGUUGCGGAGGCUGCUGGAGCGGCCCUGUACGCUGGCCCUGCUUGUGGGCUCCCAGCUGGCCGUCAUGAUGUACCUGUCACUAGGGGGAUUCCGAAGCCUUAGUGCUCUAUUUGGCCGGGAUCAGGGGCCAACAUUUGACUAUUCUCACCCCCGAGAUGUCUACAGUAACCUCAGCCACCUGCCCGGGGCCCCUGUAGCCCCAGGGGGUCCUCCAGGUCCUCAAGGUCUGCCCUACUGUCCAGAAAGAUCUCCUCUCUUAGUGGGUCCUGUGUCGGUGUCCUUUAGCCCAGUGCCAUCAUUAGCAGAGAUUGUGGAGCGGAAUCCCCGGGUAGAGCCUGGGGGCCGGUACCGCCCUUCAGGCUGUGAGCCCCGCUCCCGAACAGCCAUCAUUGUGCCCCAUCGUGCCCGGGAGCACCACCUGCGCCUGCUGCUCUAUCACUUGCACCCCUUCCUGCAGCGCCAGCAACUUGCUUAUGGCAUCUAUGUCAUCCACCAGGCUGGCAAUGGGACAUUUAACAGGGCAAAGCUGUUAAAUGUUGGGGUGCGGGAGGCCCUGCGUGAUGAAGAGUGGGACUGCCUGUUCUUACAUGAUGUGGACCUCCUGCCAGAAAAUGACCACAAUCUCUAUGUGUGUGACCCCCGGGGACCCCGCCACGUUGCUGUUGCCAUGAACAAGUUUGGAUACAGCCUCCCAUAUCCCCAGUACUUCGGAGGGGUCUCAGCGCUCACUCCUGACCAGUACCUGAAGAUGAAUGGCUUCCCCAAUGAAUAUUGGGGCUGGGGUGGUGAGGAUGACGACAUUGCUACCAGGGUGCGCCUGGCUGGGAUGAAGAUCUCUCGGCCCCCCACAUCUGUGGGGCACUAUAAGAUGGUAAAGCACCGAGGAGAUAAGGGCAACGAGGAAAAUCCCCACAGAUUUGACCUCCUGGUCCGUACCCAGAAUUCCUGGACACAAGAUGGGAUGAACUCACUGACAUACCGAUUGCUGGCUCGAGAGCUGGGUCCUCUCUAUACCAACGUCACAGCAGACAUUGGGACUGACCCUCGGGGUCCCCGGGCUCCCUCUGGUCUCCGUUACCCACCUGGUUCUUCCCAGGCCUUCCGUCAAGAGAUGCUGCAGCGCCGGCCCCCAGCUAGGCCUGGCCCUCUGCCUACUGCCAACCACACAGCCCACCUUGGUUCACACUGACCCCUUCUUGCCCACCUUACUCAUGAAACUGAAUCAGAGGGUUGUAUUCUUCCCACCCUCAGCUCCUCAUGCUCUUAGAGGGAUGUGGGGGAACUGAACUUCAGUACUAUGCUGGGGGUUAGGGGCCUCGCUGCACUGUUGGGCUGGAGCUGGGCUCCUCUAGACCUGGGGGAUCACUCUUUCUAGGGUCACCUGCCAGGCUUUAUGAAUGUGAAUCUUUGAUGUCAUGACUUUACGUGACGACUCCUGGGAGUCCCCUACCCCUGGGGUAGGAGCAGGGCUGGACCCCAAGCCCCUUCCUCUUCCAUGGAGAUCACUCUCUUCCAAGAGUAAUCUGGCUUCUCCUGGGACCUCUGUGAAUAUUUAUUCUAUUUAUGGUUCCUGGGAAGCUGUUUGGUGAAGGAAACCUUUCCCUGGUACUUUCUGCCAGUGCUGGAGAGCUCCCUUUUCUGGCCCAGGCUCACGGGCUGGGAUUUUGAUAUAUUUUCUAAUAAAGGACUUUGUCUCGUC